AUGUCUGACCAAGCUCAUCCUAUGGUCAUCAAUGACCAUCCCCUCCCAGCUGAAGCCUCAGCCAACGGCGAAACGAUUGAUAGCGGACUGACUUCUGCUGAUACCACCAUGGCUACCUCUGACGAACGUCCUUCAAAGCGCCUUAAGUUGGGCUCUGGAGAUGUUUCGUCUCAUGGAAUGACCGUGGAAAAUGGACAGCCUAAUGCCACCAUUGCCGUUGACUCUGCUUCGGAACCGAUCGUUGCCGCUCAAGUCGAACCUUCCCAAGACCACCAGUCGACACCAGUGAGAGAGGGGGCUCCUUCCACUAUUGAAAAUGGUGCGAGCGUCCAAUCCCGAAGGUCCGGAGUUGCCCCCAUCAAAGCGCAGUACCUUGUUAAGAAUCAGGAAACGAGCUCAGGUGGCUCCCAGGCUGCAAAUGGUGGUGACGGUGACGCAGAGAAGGCCGGCGAAGACGGAGCGGAGAAUGGCAACACUGCGCAAACUUCUGAUAACGCACCCUCCCCCGCACCCGUGCCCACUCAUGGCAAGCGCGGAAAGAACAAGAAGGAGCGUGGUCAAAACAUCGGACGCUCGUAUGGCCGCUUCGAAGAGGCCGUCCAGCUUUGUGCCAGCAGGGCUAUGACGCCCGAGUUUUCUCCCGGAGAGUGUAGGUUUGCAGACAAGUGCAAGCUUUGCCACAACCUUCGCGAGUAUUUGGAGGGCCGACCCAAGGAUACCAGUCCUGAGGGCAAUAUCUGCCCACUGUAUGAGAUCUUUGGUCGAUGCCCAACGGGCUGGAAAUGCCGCUUCGUCAAACAUCAUAUGACCACCUACAAGUACGAGGACGGCCGCGAAGAACUCGUCUUAACUCAGAAGAAGGUCGCCUCCACAGCGGACGGCGAGUCAGCCACAACCUCGGAGGAUGAGCCCAUUCUCGAGACUUACGCCCCUCCCCCUUCUAGCACGAAGAAUAUCGUUGGAAAGGACGCCAAGAUUGAGUUGUCCCGUAGGCGUGUUGAUUUUCAGAAAGCGGAUGAGUUUGGAAAGUGGCUCGACCACGAAGCUAAAAUUAAUGAUACAUUCCACAACCGUUCGCGACACCAGGUUGACAGGAACUUGGGAGAACUGAGGGCGCAGUUCGUUGAGCCGCCGUUCCUACCAUCUGAGAAGAGACGCCUUUAUUUCGGUCCCGAGACACCUGCUCUAGCCCCAUUGACAACCCAGGGAAAUCUUCCAUUCCGACGCCUCUGCAUUGAUCUAGGUUGCGAACUCACUUAUUCAGAGAUGGCUAUGUCUGUUCCCUUGCUCCAAGGUAACAAGGCCGAUUGGGCUUUACUGAAAGCCCACGACUCCGAGCUUGCUCCUCCAAAUGUGAGCCCCACGGCAAAGCCAAUAGUCGAGGGUUAUGACAAUUCCAAGGAUCUCAGGUUCGGAGCGCAGAUCUCUGGCCAUUCUCACCGAAUGGUGACCCGCGUCGCCGACAUUCUCAACCGUUACUGUCCUAGCCUACGCUUAAUCGAUCUCAACUGCGGCUGCCCUAUUGACAUGGUUUACAAAUCAGGCGCCGGUGCUGGAAUCCUCGACUCCAAGGGCAAGCUGGAGAGGAUGGUUCGGGGUAUGAAUGCUGUCUCGGGAGAGAUUCCCAUCACAAUCAAGAUGAGGACCGGAAUUCAGUCCAACCGUCCCAUCGCCACGACCGUCAUCGGCCAGCUGGCAUUUGGCGCCCGCGAGCACCGAGCCCGACUUGGAGCCCCUGGCUGUGCGGCCAUUACACUUCACGGACGCAGCCGAGAGCAGAGAUACACCAAGAAGGCGGAUUGGUCCUACAUUGCCGAGUGUGCUACGCUGGUCAAGUCGUACAACGUCCAGCUCGGCCUCAACACGGAUACCUCCGCAGAGCCCGAUGCCCGCACCCUUCCGAACUCCAAGAACGGAAAAAUGUACUUUAUCGGAAACGGAGACUGCUACUCUCACGUCGAUUACUACAACAGCAUCGAGAAGUCCGGCGUCGACACCGUCAUGAUUGGCCGUGGUGCGCUGAUCAAGCCCUGGAUCUUUGAGGAGAUCAAGGCAGGCCAGCAUCUCGACAAGUCCAGCACCGAGCGUCUCGAGUAUAUCAAGAAGUACGUUGACUAUGGUCUUGAGGCUUGGGGUUCUGACGACAUUGGAGUGGGAUAUACGCGUCGCUUCCUACUGGAGUGGUUGAGCUUUGCUCAUCGAUACGUGCCCAUUGGGAUCCUUGAGCAUCUUCCCCCGGAUAUGAACGAUCGGCCGGCUGCCUACGUUGGAAGGGAUGACUUUGAGACGAAGCUUGCUAGUAGGAACUACAAGGACUGGAUUAAGAUUUCGGAACAAUUCCUCGGCAAGACGCCUCCGAACUUCAGGUUCGAGCCGAAGCACAAGUCCAAUGCGUACGAGUCCGUCGAAGGCUAG
Scedosporium apiospermum is the source of this 2415-nucleotide messenger RNA. RefSeq names its product tRNA-dihydrouridine(47) synthase [NAD(P)(+)]. Lineage: Eukaryota; Fungi; Ascomycota; Sordariomycetes; Microascales; Microascaceae. Gene Ontology annotation, molecular function: flavin adenine dinucleotide binding; tRNA dihydrouridine synthase activity; RNA binding. The coding region runs from base 1 to 2415 and encodes 804 amino acids. The record is from RefSeq and is a predicted model, not a curated record. Gene Ontology annotation, biological process: tRNA processing. The transcript is spliced from 3 exons.